Messenger RNA from Caenorhabditis angaria, 1089 nucleotides. The record is from the annotation of a GenBank genome assembly. Lineage: Eukaryota; Metazoa; Nematoda; Chromadorea; Rhabditida; Rhabditidae.
AUGUCUGCUACACAAUUUGCUGAUGGAUUUCAAGCUUUUACUGAAAAUCCACAUAACUUUUUAUAUGCCUCCAAUUUGACAGAGAUUUGGGCCUUCGAAAAAACUGGUGAGGUUUAGCAGUUUUUUUUUCAACUUUUAACAUAAGGAAUAACAUUUUUAGAUGGAUCAAUUCUUGGAGGUGGAAAACUUGCAACAAUUUCUACAACUCAAGAAGGUGCAACUUGGCAAGUAUCCACAUUUCCAGCGAUUCGUGAACCAUCUGAAAAUAUUAAAGAAACAUUAUUCAGCACUGGUUUUGAUGCACAUCUACUUUUGACCCUAAAAUCAGGAGAAGCUAAAUUAGUUGCAGCUUAUCAAUGGGAUUAUGAAACAAAACAAUUCAAGGAAUAUCCUUUAGAAAUUGAUUCAUCAGAAGUUUUGGAGCAAGGUGAAAUUGAUGUUGUUGUGGCUGAACAUUAUGUUGCAAGCACUCAGAAAAUUGUGAUUCUUUCUGGUUUGAGUGGAUAUCAUUUCUAUUUGUAUGACUUUUUAGAUGAUCGUUCGAAAAUUACUGGAGAAUAUGUUGGAUUUGUUGAAGCCAACGGGGUGAGUUCUACACGAAGAAGAUCUUUUGAACUUGAAUAUAUGGGUCUGAAAAUUCCCCAAAUUUCUAAAUCAAAUAUUUUUCAGCGUGGUCGUGCUCUCAACGCUUUUUCCAAUGAGAAAUUCGUCUAUUUCACAUUUGGAAGAGAAGGUUGUGGAUUCCGCUGGGAUCGAUCAACAGUUUUGAGAUAUGAUCUCAUCGAAAAAGAGUUGACUGAAUUGCCAGUCGCUGGAGAUGGCCCAACAUUUUUAUAUGAUGGAGCAGCUUCAACUUGGUAUAUUCCAAAUGAAUUCUGGGGAUUCUGUGUUGGUAGACAUACUGGAGGAUUUGAUGGACAAUCAUGGGUUAUUGAAGGAUUGGAACAAAAUGAACUUCGAUGGGUUAAACGAGAUGCGGAAUUUGAGAGUUUGGGAGAGGAAGAGGAUUAUGUUGUUGUAACAAGUCCAAUUGCUGUAGCUACGUAUUUGAUCACAAAAGAGAAAUCAUUGCAAAUCCAUCAUAAUUAA